GGCGGCGGAACGAGCACAGCCGGAGCUCUCAUUCAUUCAUGCGGUUUUCUUCUCCUCGGAACGAACGCGCUGUUGCUCCCGCUGCUCUGAAACAACCGGGACUACUCGUUUCACGUCUCUGCUUUUCCAACUCAGUAUAUAAUGCUGCUCUGAGCGAAGAGCGGAGCGGGAGGGACGGAUCAGCUGGGUUUCACCGGUUUAUUAUUCACAUGUAAAAAAAGAAAAAAGAAAGGAGAAAGUCUCGGCUGUUGAAAGGCUGGUUCUCACAUUUCGGGAAAGGAUACGAGGGGGGAAUUUACACCUGGAUUGCUGCUCGUUGAGGACAACAUGCCUCAGACACCGCCAUUCACGGGGCAGCUGAACACAGGCAGCUACAACAAGAACCUGUACCAGACCAAGGAGGAAGGCUACCCCGGCCUCUAUUACCAUGACAACAACCUGGUGUCCGGGUCCCUGGAGGCCCUCAUUCACCACCUGGUCCCAACUGUAGAUUAUUAUCCAGAUAGGACAUACAUCUUCACCUUCCUGCUCAGCUCCCGCCUCUUCAUCCACCCAUAUGAACUCAUGUCCAAGGUGUGCCAGAUGUGCAUGGAGCAGCAGCGGCUCAGCGAUCCCCAGGCUGACAAGAUGAGAGUCAGGAAGAUUGCUCCCAAGAUCCUCCAGCUCCUGACGGAGUGGACGGAAACCUUCCCGUAUGACUUCAGGGACGAGAGGAUGAUGCGCAGCCUGAAGGAGCUGACCCACCGGCUGGCUAGUGGAGACGAGGUUUACAGGAAGGCAGUGGGCCAGAUGAGCCAGGGCCUGAUCAGGAGGUUGACGGUGCUCAGCCAGUACGAGGAGGCGCUUGUCAAGAUCAACGCCACAGCGGCCGACCGACUCACGGCGCUCAAGGCGAAGCCCCAGGCAGCCAUCCAGAGAGACAUGCUGUCCAUCUGCAACGACCCCUUCACCGUCGCACAGCAGCUCACGCACAUAGAACUGGAGAGACUCAGUUACAUCGGACCUGAAGAAUUCGUCCAGGCCUUUGUCCAAAAAGACCCUCUGGACAACGAUAAGAGUUGCUUCAGUGAUCACAAGAAGGCCAGCAACCUGGAAGCUUAUGUUGAAUGGUUCAACAGACUCAGUUAUCUGGUGGCUACAGAAAUCUGCAUGCCUGUGAAGAAGAAGCACCGAGCUCGAGUCAUCGAGUUCUUCAUCGACGUGGCGCGUGAAUGCUUCAACAUCGGCAACUUCAACUCCCUCAUGGCCAUCAUCUCUGGGAUGAACAUGAGUCCUGUGUCUCGGCUGAAGAAAACCUGGAGUAAAGUCAAGACGGCCAAGUUUGACAUCUUAGAACACCAGAUGGAUCCUUCCAGCAACUUCUACAACUACAGAACGGCGCUGAGAGGAGCCACGCAGAGGUCGAUCACAGCCAACAGCAGCAGAGAGAAGAUUGUCAUCCCUUUCUUCAGCCUGCUCAUAAAAGACAUCUACUUCCUCAACGAGGGAUGUGCCAACAGGCUGCAGAACGGACACGUCAACUUUGAGAAAUUCUGGGAACUCGCCAAACAAGUGAGUGAAUUCAUGACCUGGAAGAAAGUGGAGUGUCCGUUUGAGAAGGAUCGCAAGAUCCUGCAGUACCUGCUGACCGCUCCAGUGUUCACUGAGGACGCGUUGUAUCUGGCUUCAUACGAGAGCGAAGGUCCUGAGAACAACAUGGAGAAGGACAGAUGGAAGUCUCUGAGAUCCACUCUGCUAAGCAGGGUCUAAAAUUUAUAAACUGAAGAAACCAGAGUGAAGACAAACCCCUGACAAGCUAGCCGUGCCCUGCUCAGCGCCGCUGUUGUCCGAACCAAGUAUCCCUGUGUUGGAAGGGAAAUGACAAUCUCUACUUUGGCUGGCGAGGACCUUUUGGUGUUCCCUCCAGCUUCAGAUUUCUAUGAAGCUCUGCUUUUCCUUACCCUCUUUGCUCUUUGUGCUGUAUAUUUCAGGACAGCUGUUUUUUUCAUCUCUUUGUAUGACUUUGUAGAGUCUUUUUUUAAAAAAAAAGAACCGCCACAAACCUUCAUGAUAAAAGCCAAGGGAGGUGCUUUUUCUUGUCCGAAGCAUUUCACCCAGAAUCGUUGGGGUUUGUCCCCCAUCCCCCACCCUGCACCAGUUUUCAACCCAUUUUUUCCACUGAAACUACAAAGUUAGCUGCUGGUUGGCUAACGUAACAGAAACGCUACUCUCUCUCUCUCUCCCUCUGGUUCCACAAGCCAGCACUCUGUACAGAGAAGUCGAACCUUAACCCGCAACACUGUUGUUCAUCAUUAAGCUAGCCAUUAUUUGUAGUUUGGUUUCGUCUCUUUCCUUUGUACGAUACCUGAGUAUCUUACGCCUCAUGUUAAUUGUGACGUUUAAGAGAAAAUGCACUGGCUGCAUUUUAAAGAUGUAACUGAGUUUUUUUUGUUUUGUUUAUUUGUGUUGUAUAAAGGUGUUUUUCUUAAGCAGGAAGCAACACUACCUUGUUGUUUGUCUUUGACCCCCUCUCGGCCUCAGUGUGCGUCAAACAAAGUCAGCAUCAACCAAAGUAUUUCUCUUCUGAACAGCAUCUUUCCGAAGUAGGAGCUGGGGCUUAUGAUGCUGUUAGAUGCUCUGACAAGCGCUUUGUUUGAGGCACACCGAGGCCCCUCAGCAGUGAGCUUAAAUGGAAGGUGUGAUGAUGUGUGUUUCCUGUUGUCCCUGAUAAUCUGUGUUGAAAUAGCCCUCUGCUGUGGUUCAGGUGAACCAGACUGUGGGCUAACAUUCAUACUCUCCCUUUUGUUCCUGCUCUACCUGCUAAUGUAGAAAAUGAGUGUGGUUGUGCUGCCCCCUGGUGGUUCAGUCAGAAAAGUGAAUGGAUUUGUGUGGUUGAAUAAUGUGAACUGAGGAUUGUUUUUUCUGUUGAAACCCUACAGGUUAAAUAAUAUCCUUUGUUGUUAUUUUGAGAUUAUUAAAAGUAUAGUUUCUUCCCUGUUUAUUUAUAAAUCUAUUUGUGUAGUCACAUUAUGUCCUCAUGCCAAUAUGUACUGUUAUUUUAUUGUUAUUUAAUUUUGUACUAGGUACAUAACAUGCUUAAGUAGUCCUCACAAAUUGGCUUGAUUAUUAUUUUUUAUACAAGUUUGUAUGAGACACUUAUUUUUCAAGGUACUAAAUCAGAGUAUGAAGUUAAAUAUGUUUGACUGAUGUCUGCUUUACCUUGAGUGCUCUUCUCACCACAGAGUACUGUUGUGUUUUAUUGUGUACAUACUGUAUGGUUCUUUUUUCUCCCUCGCUGUGUUCAUCCAUUUGUAUUUGGACUGUUAAAAUUGAAUAGAAGAAUGUUUAUUAAAUGAGUUAGUUGUGUUUAAAAAGAGAAAGUUAAUAAAAGAAUGUUUAAAAUUA
Seriola dumerili (greater amberjack) is the source of this 3384-nucleotide messenger RNA. RefSeq names its product RasGEF domain family member 1B (gene rasgef1ba). The record is from RefSeq and is a predicted model, not a curated record. Gene Ontology annotation, biological process: Ras protein signal transduction; positive regulation of GTPase activity. The coding region runs from base 328 to 1749 and encodes 473 amino acids. Gene Ontology annotation, molecular function: guanyl-nucleotide exchange factor activity. Gene Ontology annotation, cellular component: plasma membrane. NCBI's taxonomy places the organism in Eukaryota, Metazoa, Chordata, Actinopteri, Carangiformes, Carangidae. The transcript is spliced from 14 exons.